AUGUCCCUGUGUGAGGUUUCUCUUCAGCAACAACUUGAUAAUAAUAAUGUUUUGAAUAUAAAGUCAGCCGCACAGGAAAGUUUCAAUGCUGCUUUAGCCAAAGGGGAGUUUUUGUUAUAUGAAAACAAUAUUGUAUCUGCAUAUGAAAAUGUUGGAAACAAAGAUUUUCUACAAAAUUUCCUUACAAUUGUCAAUGAAUGUCCACUGUUUGACUGUGUAGAAGAUACUGGCAAGCAGAGAUAUAUACCCUACAGUUUAGUCUGCGACCACGUUGACCAUUGUAGCAACAGACGAGACGAAAAGUAUUGCUUUCAACAGGACAACGUUUACUCUCCCACUGAGCAAGAAUGUGCACCUAACAGACGUUGCUUGGAGGGUCCCUGUUUGCCUAUCCAGUAUUUCAAUGAUGGGGAGCUAGACUGUAUUGUUUACAACCCCAAACGCAUGACGGAUGAGAACCCGGCUCACGAUGUAUACCUGAAAGAUUACAAAACAUGUGCUCUUAUUUGCAACUUUGACACUUGUAUAAAUAUGACUCAACUAAACGAUGGCGUUGAUGACUGUAGAGGACUUGACAGUUUGGAUGAGACGAUAGGAAAACUGCCAGCUGUCAACGCAUGUGUAAGCAGCGAGGGUAAAUUGACAUGGGCUCCUAAAUGUGUUUACAUCAAAGACAUUUACGGCGGUGUCGUAGGUUGUAGAGACAUGUCCCAUCUCAGUGACUGUGAGAACUUCACGUGUGGUCAGGGAUAUGUAAAAUGCUUCAACUCGUACUGCAUCCCUCAACACUAUCUUCUUGACAUGAAAGCUGACUGUCCUACAGGAGAGGACGAGCAGCCGUUCAACACUGGGCCAUGUACAGGACAUUUCGCUUGCUGGGACAGUAGAGUUUGUCUUCAUGCAGAUUUCGUUUGUGAUGGACAUGCAGAUUGUCCACACAAAGACGAUGAACUAAAUUGUCACACACUGUGUCCUGAAGGUUUUCGUUGUACCGCUGGCACAGUGUCAGUAACACUGUCAAAGUCUUUAGAUCUGGACAGUUUCACUGACAUAGGCGCACGUACCAGGUACCUGAAUUUGUUAGGAAUAGAUUUAUCUCAAACAGAAUAUUUGUUUUAUCAAGUUAAACAAAGGUUUCCAAAAGUAGUUGCUCUGAUCCUUUCUAAAUGCAGCAUCAGUAAUAUAGACUUCUAUGAAAAUGAAACCUCCAAUCAAUAUCCACCUUUUAAUAUUCAAAGUCUAGAUAUUAGUUAUAAUAUGAUUCAAGAAAUCUUCAACAAUGAAGUUUUCAGUGAUAUGCUCCCGUAUAUUCAUAACCUCAAUGUGUCUUACAACAAACGUCUAAUUUCCCUGAAACAUCUGCGUUUCACUUUUCUUGAGGUACUGGAUCUUUCUCACACCGGGCUUUCAUACCUACACGACCUUGUGUUUGCAGGGUUGCCUCGCUUGAAACAUCUUAACAUAAGUUACACUCUGGUUUCAGAUUUCAGCAGGCAGUAUUUCCCAGCAGACCUAACUCUACAUACUCUGGAUUUACAAGGACUCCUCAUCGAGCGACUUCAGGCAGAUUUGUUUCACGGAGUCGCAGUUAGUCAGAAUCUCUAUACAGAUCAAUAUCAGGUUUGCUGUCCUAAAGUCAGAGGCUCCAAUAUCCCAGCUCAUGCAUGUAAGUCUCCCACAGAAGCCAUUUCUUCAUGUUUUGAUCUCAUAGGGCUAUUUUUUCAGCGAGUUCUUCUCUGGCUGGUUGCCGUACUCGCUUUUAUGGGGAACACGACGGUUAUUGUAUACCGUCUAAUAUGGGACAGGUCAGUUCUGAAGAGGGGAUACGGUCUGUUUGUGACAAACUUGGGUGUGUCUGACUUUAUCAUGGGAGUCUAUUUGUUCAUUAUUGCAGGAGCUGAUCACUUCUACCGUGGCAAUUAUGUUCUCUAUGACAGAAAGUGGAGAGAAAGUAUUGCAUGCAAUUCUGCCGGUUUUAUUGCAACUCUUUCCCACGAAACAUCCACUUUAUUUACUCUACUGAUCACACUGGACAGAUUUUUAGUCAUAAAAUAUCCUUUUGGCCAAAAACGCAUUUCCAGACUUUCUAAAAUUGCUGCAGUCAUUUUUGUGUGGGUCACUGGUUUAUUGUUGUCACUGAUUCCUUUAUUAAUGAAUUUCAGUAUGUAUUCUUCUAACGCAAUGUGUCUGGGUUUGCCUUUAACAAGCGUACGAGGAAUUGGUUGGGAGUACUCAGUUGGAGUAUUUGUUUUUUUCAAUUUUAUCAUGUUUCUCUUCAUUGUUUACGGGCAAUACGCAAUUUUCCGUGCCAUCUCAGAGAACAGAAUACCCAAGACAGCAACUAACAUGUCCCGCUUACGACGUGCAGAAGAUAUAACAGUUGCCAAGCAACUGUCUCUUGUAGUUCUGUCAAAUUUUCUCUGUUGGUUUCCUAUUGGAUUGAUGGGACUUAUGUCUCUUGGCGGCCAUUAUGUCAGCGAUGAGGUUUAUGCCUGGACAACCAUUCUUCUUCUUCCCUUAAACUCCGCUGCAAACCCAAUUCUGUACACAAUCCCUGUCCUUGUGUCAAAGUGGGAAAAGUUCAAAAAUGGAGAGCAGAUCUCCUAG
Messenger RNA from Candidula unifasciata, 2607 nucleotides. Lineage: Eukaryota; Metazoa; Mollusca; Gastropoda; Stylommatophora; Geomitridae. The record is from the annotation of a GenBank genome assembly.